Molecule: messenger RNA, 2294 nt
Organism: Ictalurus furcatus (blue catfish)
Lineage: Eukaryota; Metazoa; Chordata; Actinopteri; Siluriformes; Ictaluridae
Product: histone H4
Exons: 1
Coding region: 1823-2134 (103 amino acids)
Biological process (GO): nucleosome assembly
Cellular component (GO): nucleosome
Molecular function (GO): structural constituent of chromatin; protein heterodimerization activity; DNA binding
Source: RefSeq, a predicted model, not a curated record
GCGGCGUUGUGUGUUGCGCUGGAUGGAGCUUGACUGCCCUCGUGUGUCCAACCUCGGGAACGGCAAUUUCCCAGAAGCGGUUUUCUGGGUAAGAACUUUGACACAAUAUUACUCUCUCUCUCUCUCUCUCUCUCUCUCUCUCUCUCUUCCUUUUAAUCCGGUCCCGUUCAUGAUAAUUGUUGUAAUUUAACAAUGGUAUACAUUACCUUUAUCUUUGUACCGUUCUUGUACCGUGUGGAUAUUCCCGAGCGAAAUAGAUGAGGCCACGUAGGGAACACAUGCAGUUGCACAAGCGCAGUGAUGAGAAUGAACAUGAAUGUUGGUGCUCAUGAGCAAAUCUGGCAGUUUCAUGAUGAACCCGCUACACUUGAAUUUGAGAUACUGACCGUAAACAAAAAUAGACUUCUAAACACCGCCCUUAAAAGCUUAAUAACAGAAUACGGCAAUUUUUGGGAAAUUGCCGUUCCCAAGUUUGGCCACACGAGGGCAGUCAUGUUCCAUCCAGCACAACACACGACGCCGCCUAAAACAGAAGGUAGGUUGUACUACUACUUCUAAUAAUGACCUCAAUCGAAGUAAUUAAAUAGACAAUGAAAGGUGUUGUCUAUAUAGCUGACCUCAUUUUUCUACACUGUGAGUUAAAGGCACACAACUAUCAGAAUCCCAGUUUAUAAUUGUGUUUGAUUGGCCAAGGAGAUUAAAGUGUGCGGGGAAUCCGACUCUUUUUGAGCUUAUUGGACAUUACACAUUGCUGUAAUUAUCUCAUUGGCAUUAAUUCAUUGAUCAUAGUUUAUUUGACGAAUGCAACUGCUGCGACAUAUUUUGCCAAUCUUAAACUCAGCUGUCAUUCUGGAGGAGCAGUUUUGGUUGAUGCAUGACAUUUAGGUUCAAACACAGUGCGUACAUUGACUGUAACACAGAUAGCGAAAAUGAAAAUGGGAAAAGAGAAGGCCAGUGAUUAGAUAGUGCGAAGGCUGACUUUGUAUUCCUACUUGUGUGUGAUGUGUGUUAUGUUAGUUUCUCUUGCACAACUGUCAAAGUGCAUAUGCUUCCUUUGUGAAUGACACUUUUUAAGAAUGAGAUGAGGGUUUGAGACAAUGUAGCUAAUUUCGACCUUCGAGAGUCCAUUACAUCAUGCAUUUGCGAGAGCUGAUAAAGCAAGGCCUGAGAGUUGUGUUUGCAUUCCUUUCUGUGGUGCUUGUAAGUUAGUGAAGUACUUGUGUGGUAGAAUGUGGGCUGCUUCAAAGUGAACACAGACAUUGGUGCUGAUCCGCUGAAUGCUGGGCCUACUAAUAAAGGCUUGUGCUGCUAUGUGCGACCUGUAGUUGCAGUGGACGUAGGACUGUAGUAUAUACGGGCCUUGAGUCCAAGGACGUGCUCAAAAGGAACGUCUUGUGUUUGAAACAGUAAUGUCAAUGUUGUACAAACACAGACAGCUUUUUCUAACCUCCUUACGCUGAUGAGUGUUUUAGCUGUAUGCUUUACUAUGCAUGUUUUACCCAAAGUUCCUGACUAUUGUGUUGUACUACUACUACUACUACUACUACUACUAAUUUGAACCAAAACAUUAGUACUGAAAAUACUAAUAAUGUUUUGUAUCUGUGUGUGUUUUUAGAGAGAGAGAGAGAAUGGGGAAGAAGAAGACGUUAGCAGGUGAAAAGCAGUGCCUAGUGAUUGUUUUCGAAAAAGAGAGCUAUUGUGUGACCGUUGGUGUAAGGCCCGCCUCCUCGCCUGUUCUCAACUAGGUCCUGUCGAGUGUGGAUAAAUAGGUGGGCGCUGCGCGAGAACUUUCAUUGAGUGGCUUGACUUCGAAAGCAGUAUCAUGUCUGGCAGAGGCAAGGGUGGUAAAGGACUCGGCAAAGGAGGCGCUAAGCGUCACCGCAAGGUGCUUCGCGAUAACAUCCAGGGGAUCACCAAGCCGGCUAUUCGCCGUCUGGCUCGCCGUGGCGGUGUAAAGCGUAUUUCUGGUCUGAUCUAUGAAGAGACUCGUGGUGUACUGAAGGUGUUCCUGGAGAACGUGAUCCGCGACGCCGUCACCUACACCGAGCAUGCCAAGAGAAAGACCGUGACCGCCAUGGAUGUGGUGUACGCUCUGAAACGCCAGGGACGCACCCUGUACGGGUUCGGCGGUUAAACGCUCUAACAACGAACGACGCGAACACAACGGCUCUUUUAAGAGCCACCCACAUGUCUAGAAAAAGAGCUGUUCCGUGUGGAAAAAAAUCAAAAGCCUUUUUCUUUUGUGAAACAUAAGGCAUCAAACGCUGUACACAAGUAGCAUAAGAACUUAUGUA